Molecule: messenger RNA, 2070 nt
Organism: Strongylocentrotus purpuratus (purple sea urchin)
Lineage: Eukaryota; Metazoa; Echinodermata; Echinoidea; Camarodonta; Strongylocentrotidae
Product: ankyrin repeat domain-containing protein 50-like
Exons: 5
Coding region: 1-2070 (689 amino acids)
Molecular function (GO): protein binding
Source: RefSeq, a predicted model, not a curated record
AUGGAUGGGGACAAGUUUCAAAGAGAAGACCUUUCUGGGGCUAAAAAAGAUGAUUUGACACCUCUCCAAGCAGCAGCAUCCAAUGGUCGCCUCGAUGCUGUACAGGUUCUCAUUGGGCAAGGAGCAGAUAUAAACAGGGCUAAUAAUAAUGGCAAGACACCUCUCUACGCAGCAUCUUUUAAUGGGCAACUCGAUAUUGUAAAAUUUCUCAUUGGUCAAGGAGCAGAUAUAAAUAGAGAAGAUAAGGAUGGAUGGACACCUGUCUAUGCAGCAUCAUUCAACGGUCACCUCGAUGUUGUAAAGUUUCUCAUUGACCAAGGAGCAGAUAUAAAUAGGGAAGAUAAGGAUGGAUGGACACCUCUCUAUGCAGCAUCAUUCAAUGGUCACCUCGAUGUUGUAAAGUUUCUCUUUGUCGAAGGAGCAAAUCUAAAUAGGGGUAGUAAUGAUGGCAGUACACCUCUAUUAGCAGCAUCAUUCGAUGGUCAUCUCGAUGUUGUACAGUUUCUCAUUGGCCAAGGAGCAGAUCUAAAUAGGGUUGGUCGGGAUGGCAGCACACCUCUCGAAGUGGCAUCACUCAAAGGUCAUCUCGAUGUUGUUACGUUUCUCAUUGGCCAAAAAGCAGAUCUAAAUAUGGCUGGUAUUGGUGGUCACACACCUCUCCAUGCGGCAUCAUCUAAUGGUCAUCGCGACGUUGUACAGUUUCUCAUUGGCCAAGGAGCAGAUCUAAAAAAGGCGGAUAAAUACGGCAUGCCACCUCUCCACAGGGCAUCAUUAAACGCAUCAUCUAAUGGUCACCUCGAUGUUGUAAAGUUUCUCAUUGGCCAAGGAGCAGAUAUAAAAAGGGCGGAUAAAGAUGCCAGGACACCUCUACAUGCAGCAUCAUCCAAUGGUCAUUGCGAGGUUGUACAGUUUCUCAUUGGCAAAGGAGCAGAUUUAAAAAGGGCGGAUAAAGAUGGCAGGACACCUCUCUUUGCGGCAUCAUUCAAUGGUCACCUUGAUGUUGUACAGUUUCUCAUUGGCAAAAAAGCAGAUCUAAAUAGGACUGGUAAUGAUAACAGCACACUUCUAGAAGCAGCAUCACUCAAAGGUCACCUCGAUGUUGUACAGUUUCUUAUUGGCAAAAAAGCAGAUCUAAAUAGGGCUGGUAUUGGUGGGCGCACGCCUCUCCAAGCGGCAUCAUUUAAUGGUCACCUUAAUGUUGUACAGUUUCUUAUUGGCCAAGGAGCAGUUCUGAAUAAGGUUGGUCGAGAUGGCAGCACAGCUCUAGAAGUGGCAUCAAUCAAAGGUCACGUCGAUGUUGUACAGUUUCUCAUUGGCCAAAAAGCAGAUCUAAAUAGGGCUGGUAAAGAUGGAAGCACACCUCUAGAAGCGGCAUCACUCAAAGGUCAUCUCGAUGUUGUACAAUUUCUCAUUGGCCAAGGAGCAGAUCUAAAUAGGGCUGGUAUUGGUGGGCGCACACCUCUCCAAGCGGCAUCAUUUAAGGGUCACCUCAAUGUUGUACAAUUUCUUAUUGGCCAAGGAGCAGAUCUAAAUAGAGUUGGUCGAGAUGGCAGCACACCUCUAGAAGUGGCAUCACUCAAAGAUCCAGCCGUUGGUUCAAAACAGGAAAGUGGGGGUCUAAAAAAACAGGUGGAUAACGAAGCAAACGUACACACCUCAAAACUCGAACAGCUUAACUUAGACUUUACAUCUUCUGAACACGUCGUAGAAGAUGUUACUCGUGAUUCCAUGGGGGCAUCCGAUCAGCAGUCAGGCUCGAUUCGCAUCGAGAAGUAUGGCAUUGAAGUCCAGUUUCAUUCAAGCUCCGACAGUUUUUCGUUGAUUGCUGCUGCCAAUGGUGACCCUCGAUGUGUUGUUAGAGAGCGAGACCUUGACCUCUAUAUCUCUCACUUCUCUGAAUGGUGGAUUGUUGCCUUCAUCACAAAGGUAUUCGUGGGCAAGCGUGUCAUCUGUACGCCUUUCGUACCUGAACCAAGCCCUAUGAACACUAAGCAUCUGUUGAGGCUCUGCAUUAGAGACAGUAACCAAGGGAAAGCGGAGGGGGUGGAUGUCCAGGGGUACGUGUCGUAG